Molecule: messenger RNA, 2292 nt
Organism: Cherax quadricarinatus
Lineage: Eukaryota; Metazoa; Arthropoda; Malacostraca; Decapoda; Parastacidae
Source: RefSeq, a predicted model, not a curated record
GGAGGAGUGCCAGUGCCAAAUGAGGUGCCAGUCUGUGUUGGUGGCUGAGUGGAGAACCUUAACAAGUCUUCAAGACACUGGAUCAACUCCUCCAUCUCUCAUACAGGUCGAGGACGAUGCUGGUGUUCCUUCUCUCCGGCAUUCUCCUGGCUUGGGUUCCUCAAGGCUUCACAAAGGCCCAGGAAAACCUUCCAGGCGUCGAUGUUGCUGACAGACCCACAGCGGCGCCUUCUUCAGAGCUCUUGAUACUAGACCAAGUCAUAGAGUCCUUAAGAAUCCCAAGAGAAAGGCUGAGGAGAAACUUACACGAUGACCACAACCCCUCGAAUGAGGCCCAAUGGAUAGGAAACCUCGACGGAGGCUCCGCGGGACGCAAGCGAAGCCUAGACCCCAAUGACGCAGGCAUCGCAGCAAGUAAGAGACGCCGAGCACCCAACGAAGCGGGUUCCGAAGAGGCUCUGAACAGCGGCAGUCUCAGAGGCGUCCCGCUCUUAGGGAACUCUACCUCAGCCAAGAGACAAACCAACUACACACCUCCAUGUCCACCCAUAAUACCCAAACCCAGCCAUUACAGCCAGUACGACUAUCUGAGGUACAUUGCUGAGAGUCGAUCAGGGUGUGUCGGUAGUCCCUGUGUCAAUAGAUGUCAUCACAGUCAUAAACCGCGAGAGACUUGCCCUUACGACUUCGAGUCGUUGUUGAUGCGACUGAAUCUCUUGGACGAGAGACUUCAGGUUUUAUCCAAGGUGGAAACCCGACUCAAAAUCCACGCAGGACUUCUGCUGAAGAUCCAGAACAGCCCUAACUUCCCUGGAGAACCUGGUGAGACAGGGCCCCGAGGACCUAAGGGCCAGAAAGGGGUGAAGGGCCCCCAAGGAAGUGCCGGAGGGCCCGGAACCUGCAUCAUAGCCUCUUCCCCCUCGCCUUCAACAGGUCCGGUGGGGCCCCCUGGAAACAAAGGGGCAACGGGCCCCCCUGGAGGAAAGCUGUGUGGAUGUGAUGGCGACCGAGGGGAGACAGGGGGCCCUGGCGAGGACGUAACUGGACCACCAGGGCCAAGAGGCAUCAAGGGUCAGAAAGGGGUGAGGGGAAAAUAAGGGAAGAUGAACCUCGCCCCUCGCUCCUAUCUUGCGUUUGUACAGUGUCCUCUUAAUGUACUGUACGUUUGUACAGUGCCUUCCUAGUGUACUAUACUCCACAACAGUGCCUUCUUAGUGUACUGUACCUCACAACAGUGCCUUCUUAGUGUACUGUACUCCACAACAGUGUCUUCUUAGUGUACUGUACCUCACAACAGUGCCUUCCUAGUGUACUAUACUCCACAACAGUGCCUUCUUAGUGUACUGUACCUCACAACAGUGCCUUCUUAGUGUACUGUACCUCACAACAGUGCCUUCUUAGUGUACUGUACCUCACUGCCUUCUUAGUGUACUUAGUGGAAGGUGAAACACAAAUACUCAGUGAUCUAGACAUCUGUAUCUCCUUGUAACUUUACUAUCCCCUAGUAUAUUUUUAUAUCCCUUAGUAUCUUUUUCAUAUCCCCUAGUAUCUUUUUAUAUCCCCUAGUAUAUUUUUCAUAUCCGUUAGUAUCUUUUUAUAUCCUCUAGUAUCUUUUCCAUAUCCCAAGUAUCUUUCUCAUAUCAACUAGUAUCUUUUUAUAACCCCUAAUAUCUUUUUCAUAUCCCUAGUGUCUUUUUAUAACCCCUAGUAUCUUUUUCAUAUCCAUUAGUAUCGUUUUAUAUCCCCUAGUAUCUUUUUAUAACUUCUAGUAUCUUUUCCAUAUCCCCUAGUAUCUUUAUAUAUCCCCUAGUAUCUUUUUAUAACUUCUAGUAUCUUUUCCAUAUCCCCUAGUAUCUUUAUAUAUCCCCUAGUAUCUUUAUAUAACUCCUAGUAUCUUUUCCAUAUCCCCUAGUAUCUUUAUAUAUCCCCUAGUAUCUUUAUAUAUCCCCUAGUAUCUUUAUAUAACUCCUAGUAUCUUUUUCAUAUCCCCUAGUAUCUUUAUAUAUCCCCUAGUAUCUUUAUAUAUCCCCUAGUAUCUUUAUAUAACUCCUAGUAUCUUUUCCAUAUCCCCUAGUAUCUUUAUAUAUCCCCUAGUAUCUUUAUAUAUCCCCUAGUAUCUUUAUAUAUCCCCUAGUAUCUUUAUAUAACUCCUAGUAUCUUUUUCAUAUCCCUUAGUAUCUUUUUGUAUCCCCUAGUAUCUUUUUCAUAUCUCCUGGUAUCUUUUUUUAUCUAUAUAAUGAUUGAUGGAAGUGACACUGAUUUUCGAGUUGAAUAAUUGAGAAAUAAAUUUGU